Messenger RNA from Trichoderma atroviride IMI 206040, 996 nucleotides. NCBI's taxonomy places the organism in Eukaryota, Fungi, Ascomycota, Sordariomycetes, Hypocreales, Hypocreaceae. The record is from RefSeq and is a predicted model, not a curated record.
AUGGCCGCCAAAAUUACUGACUGGGCCGACAAGUCUGGCGAGUUCAAGCGACAAGUCAGCUCGUUCCGCAACUGGAUCUCUCGAGAGUCUGGUGCAGAGUUUCCCCCUGAGAAGGGCAGGUAUCACCUCUAUGUCAGCUAUGCCUGUCCAUGGGCGCACCGCACCCUGAUUGCACGAAAGCUCAAGGGCUUGGAGGACUUCAUCACCUUCUCAGUGGUACACUGGCAUCUGGGAGAGGGAGGAUGGCGAUUUGCCACCAAGGAGGACAAGCCGGAGGAUAUUCCAGGCGAGAAUGUCAUUCCCGACCCGCUGCACGACUACACACACCUGCGCCAGGUAUACUUUGCUUCGAACAAGGAUUACAGUGGGCGAUUUACUGUUCCGGUGUUGUAUGACAAGAAGACAAACCAGAUUGUUAGCAACGAGAGCAGUGAGAUCCUCCGCAUGUUUGGAUCAGAGUUUGACGACUUGAUUGAGGAGAAAUACCGCGCUAUUACCCUGUACCCAGAGAGCCUGCAGAGCCAGAUCGAAGAAGCCAACGCGUGGACAUACGACAGCAUCAACAACGGCGUCUACAAGGCCGGCUUCGCCACCUCCAGCGAGGCCUACGAAAAGGGCGUCAUCGGCGUCUUCGAGGCCCUCGACCGCGCCGAGAAGCACCUCGCCUCGCAGACCGACGGCCCCUACUUCUUCGGCAAGACGCUCACCGAGACGGACAUCCGGCUGUACGUGACGCUGGCGCGCUUCGACCCGGUGUACGUGCAGCACUUCAAGUGCAACAUUCGCGACAUUCGCAGCGGCUACCCGCGCCUGCACAAGUGGAUGCGGAACUUGUACUGGAACCACGCGGCGUUUAAGGAGACGACGCAGUUUGAUCACAUCAAGUGGCAUUAUACACGGAGCCAUACGCAGAUUAACCCGUAUAGCAUUACGCCUUUGGGGCCGCUGCCGCAUAUUUUGCCGCUGGAGGAGGAGGUUGCUGCGGCGAGGGCAUGA